AUGGCCAACUUCCUAGCAUCCAUCUUCGGCACCGAGCUCGACAAGGUCAACUGCUCCUUCUACUUUAAAAUCGGCGCCUGCCGCCACGGCGACCGCUGCUCCCGCAAGCACGUCAAGCCCUCGUACUCGCAGACGAUCCUCAUGCCGAACCUGUACCAGAACCCGGUGUACGACCCCAAGAACCGCAUGAACCCGUCCCAGCUGCAGAACCACUUCGACGCCUUCUACGAGGAUAUCUGGUGCGAGCUGUGCAAGUACGGCGAGCUGGAGGAGCUUGUCGUGUGCGACAACAACAACGACCAUCUCAUCGGAAACGUGUACGCGCGGUUCAAGUACGAGGAGUCGGCGCAGCUGGCCUGCGAUGAGCUGAACUCGCGCUGGUACGCUGGCCGCCCCAUCUACUGCGAGCUCAGCCCCGUCACCGAUUUCCGCGAGGCCUGCUGCCGCCUGAACUCGGGGGAAGGCUGCGUCCGCGGCGGCUUCUGCAACUUCAUCCAUCGCAAGAACCCUAGCGAGGAGCUGGACCGGGACUUGACCCUCAGCACCAAGAAGUGGCUGAGGUUGAGGGGCAGGGACGAACGAAGUCUGAGUCGGUCGCCGUCGCCGGAACCAAACAAGUAA
Molecule: messenger RNA, 621 nt
Organism: Ustilaginoidea virens
Lineage: Eukaryota; Fungi; Ascomycota; Sordariomycetes; Hypocreales; Clavicipitaceae
Exons: 3
Coding region: 1-621 (206 amino acids)
Biological process (GO): mRNA splicing, via spliceosome
Cellular component (GO): U2AF complex; spliceosomal complex
Molecular function (GO): pre-mRNA 3'-splice site binding; metal ion binding
Source: RefSeq, a predicted model, not a curated record